AGUGCUUUGCUUUGGCUGUCGCAGGGUAUUAUAUUAUAAUCGCCGCAGUUGGUUUUAAAUGUUUUUUGAUAAUUAUUUUUGAGUUAUACAAUCAUGAUGGAGGGUUCAUUAAGCAAAUGGACAAAUGUGAUGAAAGGGUGGCAAUAUCGAUGGUUUGUUUUGGAUGAAAACGCUGGCCUAUUGUCUUACUACACGUCAAAAGAAAAAAUGACGCGGGGCGUGAGACGCGGCUGUGUGCGGCUUAGGGCGGCCGUAAUUGGCAUCGAUGAUGAGGACGACUCCACGUUCACCAUCACUGUCGACCACAAGACCUUCCACUUCCAGGCGCGCGACGGGUCGGAACGCGAGCGCUGGGUGCGCGCGCUGGAGGAGACGAUCGCGCGGCACGGGCGCCGCGAGCGCUGGUCGCGCUCCGUGCCCGCGCCCGCCCACCGCCACUGCGACCUCGAGCGCCGCGUCGCUGAAGCAGACGCCUACUUACAGAUCAUGAUCGAACUCGUCUCGAAAAUGAGCACACGCGUGUCGGAAUUGGCAGAUCCACAUGAAAAAAUCAAGGGUCAAGCUAUUUUAGAUCAUUCCAAUGUGAUGCUAGACAACAUAAAACAUUCCAUAGUGCUUCUACAGAUAGCUAAGAACACCGUGAAUCCCGUAAAUGGUGUGUAUACAGGUCCAACGAGUUCGUCUCAAAUGCAUAUCAAAGAAGGUGAGGACCUGUCUCCACGUGUGGAGCUGGGCGCGGAGUGCCGGGAGCUGGUGUCGCCGUCACUGCCGAUGACCCCCCUCGAGCAUAUUGAUGCGCCCAGGCAAGCGAUGACCCUCCUGGUCCCGGACACGUCGUACUCCUCGUCGGAGGGCGAAGACGACUUCUUCGACGCAGACGACGAACCUGCCGACUUGACGCCUCCCGGGCCCAGCGCGAGCCGCACCUGCCCAGCGGAAGGGGCGGCUGAACAAGAGACUGCCACCCCCACCACCGUUGACCUGCCGCGCACCAAUGACGGCGAGAUCGACUACGAUGCGCUGUACGAAGAUGAGUCUGACAAUGACCUGGGCUCGAUGGAGAACCACGGCUCCGUCGUUGCACAUCUGCUGUCACAAGUCAAGAUCGGCAUGGAUCUCACCAAGGUUGUGCUCCCCACAUUCAUACUAGAAAGGCGAUCGCUGCUCGAGAUGUACGCGGACUCUUUCGCGCAUCCGGACCAGUUCGUCAAAAUAGUCGACAUGCCCACGCCUAAGGAGCGAAUGGUGCAAGUGGUACGGUGGUACUUGAGCUCAUUCCACGCGGGUCGCAAAUCACAAGUCGCCAAGAAGCCCUAUAACCCCAUAUUGGGGGAAGUAUUCCGCUGUCAUUGGGACCUGGACGGCUCUAUCGACCCGCAAAAUACGUCCACCGAAAAGGAUGAGGUAGGUGACGGUCCAGUUCCGUGGUGUUCGCCGGAUCAACUGUCGUUCGUCGCGGAACAAGUGUCACACCAUCCGCCAAUCAGCGCCUUCUACGCAGAGCAUGUCAAUAAACGCAUCCAGUUCGAAGCCUGGGUGUGGACGAAAAGCAAGUUCCUCGGCUUGUCCAUUGGCGUGCACAACAUUGGGCGCGGUGUUGUCACCCUGCUGGACAUCGGGGAAGAGUACAGCGUCACGUUCCCCAAUGGAUAUGGACGUUCGAUACUCACAGUUCCGUGGAUAGAGCUCGGCGGUCAGGUGUCAAUAGAGUGUCCGCAAACGGGGCACAAGGCAAACGUUGAGUUUCUCACGAAACCGUUUUACGGGGGCAAGAAGCAUCGAGUCACUUGCGAAGUGUUCGCUGGCAGCGACAAAAAACCCUACUAUACAGCUCAGGGCGAGUGGAACUCCAGGAUGGACGGCAGGUGGACAGAGUCUGGGAAAACGGAAGUGGUGUUCGAGGUGUCGAACAUGAAGGCGCGGCGCAAGCUGGUGUCGCCUGUGUCGCGGCAGCCGGCGCACGAGUCGCGGCGCGUGUGGCGCCACGUGACCGCCGCGCUGCGCGCCGCCGACACCGACGCCGCCACCGCCGCCAAGCGCCGCCUCGAGCAGCAGCAGCGCGACGGCGCCAAGCGCCGCGCCGACGCCGGCGACAAGUGGCUCACACAGUUAUUCAGCCCGAAAGGCGAAGAGGGUUGGGAGUACAAUACACCGCUCAAGAAACGUCUAGACACAUCAAAAGGCACACCGCAACGGAAGCCUGCGAACAAUGCUGAAGGCCCCAGAUAAUAGCACUUCGACUAAUUAUGGACUUUAAAAGCUAGGUUCUAAGGUAGAAUUUCCUACGCCACAGUUUAUCUGAAUUUUUUUAUUAAACAGUCUAUGACAAUUUUGUGACGCACCAACGCUUAGAGAAGUUACGCUGUUACGGAUUUCCGCCGUAGUUUGUUUGAACUUUGGAUGGAUUAAGUGAGUUGUCUUGAGUAUGUUCAUUGAAAUGACAUUUAUGUCAAAUGUUUCAAGAUCAGUUAACAAAACUCAUUUAUUAUAAUGACCCUUAGCUUAGGACCGCUGGACUGUGUCGGUUACUCCGGUUCUACUACGGAUAUCUUCAUUACCAAUUCUAACACACAGUGAAACUCCGAGCACAGCCCUCUGCUUAACUUACUGAGCUUCCUCAUACAGGAGCUGAAGUAACAAUGAGAACCGGCAACUGAAGCGUUAUUGUAAAGUUAUCGAGUCCUCUGCUGAACAUAAGCGUUCCCCAUAAAACACUGCCCUGAACUCUCUACAUCCAUCGACUUAUUGCAUGUCUUACCAGGUUAUUACUGCAUCUAGUGGGGGGGCCAAUAGAGUACACUCCAAUUACUGAUAAUGAGCUGCCACUGGAGAACCUCUCUUCCCAGCUGUCUGUUCUUCGACAUAUAUGGCCGAUCUAUUGCCACUUGAGUUUACUGAUCCGUUGGACUACGCCAGUUACUUUGGUUCUAGUAGUAUCACCGUCACGAAUGGCUCUGUUUAUUCGGUUUAAGCACAGGAUUACCUCAGUUUAUUCAAAGGCACCGUGUUAAACUUUAAAGGUCUCUAAACUCAAUCACCACACCAUACCUAACUACGUGAGCAUACUCAAGCAACUAAGCAAUGACUCUAUAUAAUAGUUGUCUUGCAUCUGUAAAUAUGGUUAAAGUCAAAUUUCAUUCUUACUGCAAUUGCAUUAAAGUACUAAAUCGUGUGAAAAACUUAAAAAUUGUGAUGAACGUAUGUAUACGUGGGAAUUCCUUUAAGAUUGGGUUAAGUUUUAUUUGUCGACUGUCAUUAAGGCCUAUUUUUAUGAAAGUGAGCAAUAAAUUUGUAAAUAUUCCCAUCAUAUUAUAUUUUAUUUUUACGUUUCUGCAGAGCACGGGCCUCCACUCAGCCUAGGGAGGUUUUUGGUACAGAUAAGACUGGUUCUUGUUCUAGCUCCUCACUUGUUCUAGAUUAUCUAUAUUUGUAAUGUCAAAAGCAUACAGGCAUUUUGAAUCGACACACGUGGUUGACUAAUAAUAAUAUUAAGUAUUAUAAUAAACUUAAUUUCACAACCACUUUACAAUGAGACUAAAAAUUGCAACUAACAGUUUCAUUAGUUUGCUCGCGAACAAUUGCAUUUAUUGUUGUAUUAAAAAAGAUGAAGGUGAUCGGAUGGAGGAAACUGAUAAUGAAGAAAUCACUUCAAGUUUUCUUUAAGUAACUAAUUUUAGGUAAUCCACGGAGCAUAAGAUGUGAAAUGACAACAGUGUAAGAACUGAAUCAGUUCUUAAAAUUCUUGUAUUUUUAAAAGGUUUCUAAAUUAUAUAAAUUUUUUUUUAAGAUUAAAUAUGACAAACACAGUCCACCUCAUGGUAAGUGGAUUCUUUGGAUCUUCAUCAAUUAUCGAGAAUAAUCAAAAUCUCUAAUAAUAAUAAUACGUUGUCACCCCUGAGGACUGAGAUUAAAUGCCUCGUUUCCAGUAAAUAGAGUAUUCGGUUCUCUACACUCACUAUACGAAACAAAGCAACACUGAGCUGCUAUUUUACGCUGGUAUUAUGUGAGAGUGUGGUUAUUCUUAGGUCGAGCCGACCAAUUCGUGAUACGUUACAACUAUAAUAUAGCUUCAAGAAUAAAUUGCUUAUUAAAAACGCUUAAUUUCUUAAAGCCAAAACGAAGCAUAGUCAAUUAAAAACAGAUUUGUAAAUGUUUUGAGUGUGGAAAAGGAGACGGGCGAAAUCUGAAUAUUAAUCAAUAUUUUAUAUUUUAGAUUUUUUAUAGUUAAUCAUAAAAUAUUAUGCAGUUUUAUUAUGGCAUAAGAAAUUAAAUAUUUAAUCAAACUAAUGCUGACUUCCCUUAUUUUCACUUUUAAAUAUUGCCAGAUGAAAUAGAUAAGUUAAUCAAUAUCAAUAC
Molecule: messenger RNA, 4356 nt
Organism: Parnassius mnemosyne (clouded apollo)
Lineage: Eukaryota; Metazoa; Arthropoda; Insecta; Lepidoptera; Papilionidae
Source: the annotation of a GenBank genome assembly